This is a messenger RNA of Amoebophrya sp. A120, 13750 nucleotides long. The record is from the annotation of a GenBank genome assembly. NCBI's taxonomy places the organism in Eukaryota, Dinophyceae, Syndiniales, Amoebophryaceae.
AGUUCCUGUUCCAUUGGUUUUGUAGAAAUCUUCGUAUUUACCCAAAAAAUCGAUGACAUGAACAUGGUAUUUUGAGCAAAGUGCGCCUACUUUCUAGAAGAUCUAGUCGAAACAAAGAAAGAACGAUCGAUCGUGUUGUAGGAGGUGGAUCAUCAGCGAGAAUGUUUUUUUUUAUCACAUAAAAUAAAUACACACCAUCAUUGACCUUUGACCACUUCAAUAUCAACUUCAAAACAAAACCACAGCCGAGCAGUCAGAAUCUGUACCCUAGAACAAGCGGCCGCACUACAAGGUCGCCAAAAAGACGAUAUAGGAAGAGGUAGACAAAAGACUCUCGCGUUACUUAUCAUCUUCGCCUCUGGAUAGAGCUCGAGCAAGAAUCUUCGAUUGUGUGGUCUCAUUUUAGUAAGGAUCAGGAAAGACAUAGUACAACAAAUACAACAAGUAGUUUUGUUCCAUGUGUGAAUAGUACAGAAGAAAUAACAUCACCGAAAAAGUAUCGAUAUUGAACUCUAUUUGUUGAGCAGCUCACUCCUAGUUUUUUACACAAACGGCAUACUCUACUACUUCGCCCAGUAUUGCUUAUCACAUUUUUGGUCGGUUGUAUCUUUUGCGAACAGAACGAAAAUAAUACGGAAGCAAGAGUCUCCUAAGUUUUUGGCUUCGUUGAAUUUUGUCUCCAUUUUUUUCUAGUUCAAGAGAGUGCCGAUCGUAAAUUUGUGUUAUAGAAGCUGCCACAUAUCGGUCUGUUUUCAGGGAGUGUAGCAGCUUAUAGUAGUGUUUAAAUUCAAGACUUUUUGAACCUGUAGUCACACUUUCUUCGACGCUACUAUUCUAAAAAUUGGUAUACGUAUAUAAUCAUCGUUUUAUUGGCUCAUCGAAUUUACUCGCCGAAAGGUCGUGGAUAAACAGCAAAAUCGCUUAAUCUGGCGGCCCAACAAGACGGACUCAAGUACCAGAAGAUAUUUCUGUAAAAAAUCCAUCUUCCUUUUGGCUCUACAAGUAUUUUCAGGCGAAAAAUUGACAACUACACCUUUGACGACUGUUGAGAAGAGAAGACAGUAUUUUUUACUUCGACUGACAUUGAUUUUUCCCGUCGACAAACUACUCACGACAUCGAGUACCUCCAUAUUGGCAUACUAGUCCACAAAGACGAAAAUCAACGCCCGCGCGCAUAUUAGUCCAAGCGAAAGUACCUGAAAGGAGUAUAGAAAUUUCUGCUGCUCAUAGAACAACACUAGUUUACCUUUUAGCUUUUUUUAUAGAUUUCUUUACGUGCGCGGCGAUACGUGUCCCGCUUUGUUGAUCUUUUUCUACGCAUAGAAGUUUUUUUUUCUUUUGACAGAGGUCGUCUACUUUUUUAAGUGUUCUACUUUUGAUUACACCGCAAAAUCUCCAUUUUUGACAAAGCUGACUGUCGGCUUUCUCCUGCGCGAUCGCAGCUUCUGUCCUCCAUACAGAAUCUACUACCAAAAGCAGAAUACCUACCACCUUGUACAAUCUUCGUUAGCCCAAGAAUUUACCAAGCGGACGAGCAAAAGAAGUGUAAGUAGUUCUUCCAUCUAUCCUCCUGGAGUUCCUCUUUAUUUCAACAUCUCGCCCGUUUUUUUAUCUUGCUUGAAAUUGUUUAAGAAUUAGAAAAUUACACGAUACAUAUUACGCCAGAUUUUUAAGUAAUACUGUCCGUGACAACUACUACUCGCUUAGAAGUCUUGUGUACAACUACGUGGUAAAAAAACUCAUCUUGUUCACUUGCUGCACAUCGGAUUUGUUGUUUGGCCAAAAGAGUCGCAACAACAUAGUCGACUGUGUUUCAUCAAGAACUACAAACCGCAAGUUGAUACAACUAUUUCGAAGAUUACACAAAAAGACAAAAUACACCAUUGCUGCACAAAGCACUUUGAUUUUUUUAAAACAGAAAUUAGAAACCACCACCAAAAUAACCUACAGAGGCUUAGUCUUCUUCAACAGCCACGGUUAGUAGAUCAACCUCGAACGCGGAAUACGCAAAAAUCUAGAACUCAACACAGGUUGUAUUGCUAACAUUCGUGUGGGACGACAAGCCGACAUCGUUCCGAUGCGAAAGCCUUUGAUGUGCAGGUGCAGCUAAUCAACAAAAAAAACGAGUCAAGCGGACUUUAUUUCUUUACGGAACCAUUCUAGUUCUUUGCUCUUCAUCUUAUUUUUCGCAUUUAUUGGUACCCAAAGCACACUACACUUGAUACCUCGUUGUAAAAGUUUUACACUUAGAACUACCUCGAGUAUUGAUUAUUUUUUCAAAACUUUUUGCUGUGCAAUUGGCUAUACUUCGCUGACCUCCCUCCCAUCAGUUGUGGAUUGAGAUUAUCGAAGGUAAGCGCGAUAGGAUAUUCGUACGGCUUCUAAAUUACCAUCUUCUUCAAAGCUGCACAUGGCUGUAGCAUAAACUUGAAAGGAUAGAACACAUAACAUCGAGGAACUACUACACGAAAAAUCUUGAAUUAAACACGUACACAAAUACCAUAACCAACGCGUGCAUCUGCAGUAUUUCGACAUCCGCCUCACUCUGCACCUGCAUCUCGAGAUAAAAAUUGACAAGAAGAAGAAUAUAAAUCAAAACUACACGCCGGUUUAUUGACAAAAAUCAUUGAAGCUAAAAUCACAAAUAGAAGAACCGCAAUUGUACUUAUCUCGACGUCUUCACGGUCAGUGGCGGUGCAAGAACAUCGGCUUCAUCAAUUUCGUGUUGGACGACUCCGACCUGCUCGAAUCGACCAUGACGGGCACACAAACAACCGAGUAUACCUUGCAGACGGGCUCCUGCGGUACGAUUUUUUUUUAGCUUUUCUUGGCUUUGCAUAAAUCGAAAUUGCCAUUGCGCACGACACACUACAAUUCAUCUCAUUUUCGUCUUUAUCUCAGAAGAUAGCUUUGGGUGAGGCAGGGGUCGUUUCUUUAUUAUGAGCGCAAGUUGCAGCAAAAAUGAUCAUGAAUGGCAAAAAAAUCUUCGUAACCUAGUAAGCCAUAGCUUCGCGGCCUUCGCGUCGCGGCCGCAAGGAACCAUUUUCAAAAAAAAAACAGGCCAAGUCGAGGAGCUUCUGCCCAUUGGCGAAGACGGGGAUCUUCACGGUGAGACUCUCGAUUUCCUGCCCGACCUGCCGAGCACGUUCAGCCGGCAGGCCUCAAUCAAGUCAGUGGUGAAUGACGGAAGCGCCAGUCCCGACGGAGGCACCAGGACGCCGCUAUCGCUUUCGAAAAUCUUCGACUUUGACACCACGUCGGCCUUCGGCAGCAGCAGCGCGAGCGCGUCCCCGGCCGCUUCGGGUCAGACCACCAAGUCCGAAGGUGGCGGGGAUGGUGCAAAUUGCACUGUUGGAGAGUUAUCUGGGUCCCCGGCCUCCAGCUUGGAGCGCAUGUCUUCGCAGAACAGGUCCUUUACUGGAUUUGGCAAUAAAACCUCCGGAGGAAACACAACUCAGGUUGUUGUGACCGAGGAAGCGGUCGCCACGCCCGCGAAAGCCACCUGGAUUCCGGCGAAGGCGAAUGGCGGGGGUAAUGGGUCAAAUUUCCAGAACAAUAAUCAGGAUUUCUACUUGUCCUCCGCGACGGAGGUGAUGGGAGACGAGAAUAAUUACCCCGAGCAAGAUCUUCGCAAUGAACCGAAUAAAUCCACUGCUGAAGAGGCUCUUGCGUCGUCGGCCGUAGAGGACAGCGCCCAGCACAACUGGUCGUCGACCGCGAAAAAUAGUAAGGGAAAUUAUACCUACAACCAGAACGGGACAACUACUGGCACAACUUCGAAGAAGAAGAGCAAGAAGAUGAGGGAGCUGAAUUCAUCUUACCAAGAAAACACAACCACGUCCUCCUGGUACAAAAAAGACCCCACGACGACGACGUCGGGUGCUGCGGGAGGUAAGCAAACGGAUAAGGAGCUGCACAAAAAAGGCAGCGCAAAUUGGACUUCUAACGACAACUGGCGCGCACCGGCGGCGGGUGGGGGUGUUGAUCAACACAAGGAGAAUACUAACGGAAAAGACAGUUCUACCACCACUUCUAAGUCCACCUACCACGACAAGGAUUACUACUACAGCAAUUCCUCGUCUACGAAGAAAGGAUCCGGUGCAGCAGCUGCUAUCGCGAAAAGCGGCAGUGCGGACAACCUCUCUUGCUCAGCCACGGAGACCGAAGCGGGCACGUCGAAAAGCAGCCGGCGGCAACGGAAAAAGGACAGUAAAGGCGCGGCCGGGGUGAUUAAUAAUACCGCGACCACUACAACUUCUAAGGGCGGCAAGGGCGAGAUGAUGAACAGCAAAGGGGACAAAACUUCUAGCAACUCGGGGGUGGUUCACAACAACAGCCAGGGCGGGAAGUGGAGCUCUACGAAGGAUAAGCAUGGAAAUACCACAUCAACGUCUGCUGCUGGUGGAAAUGAUACGGUCACAACUUCCGCGACGAUUCCCUCUUCCGGAACGAGUUGUGCAGCUGUGGACCACACAGUGUACCCUGCUGUAACAACUCCCUCCGGAGUUACAACUACCACAACUGCAGGAGCUGCGCCGUCCCCAAUUUCAUCGUCUUUGCUCCAGCAGCCGGGCUCCAGUUCGAUGUCCUCGUCUGGGGAAGAAACCGGACCGCGGAAAUUACUGGGCGCCUGGGGCAAGCGACUUCAGGAAAAGGAGGAGCAGCAACUCGCGGCCGCCGCGGCCGCGUCGAAGGAGGAAGUAUCGUCUUGUCCUCCGCCCUCCGAGUUGUUUAAGAAAACAAUGCCUGCGGAGGAAGUUGUAGGAGAGCAAGCUGCAGUCGCAGUGCCGAUCGACCACAAAGAUCUCCACACAACUGCUCCUUCGCCUUCUCCCCCACAGGAGGUCAUCAACACAGACCACCAACAGCAGGAACAACAACUACAACCUGGAGAUGGUCCUCCUCGUCCCUCCACGAGCGGCCAGGCGGUCUGCCACGCAUUUGACAAAAUGAUGCAAGGUGUGAACAAGGAUGCCGAGGAGGACUCUCGCCCGCGCCGGCACACGGAGGGCGGCCACAAGCCGUCGAAUUGGUGGCUCAGUGGAGGCGCUUGCUCGACCGCCGAACAGAGCCCGGCCAACUGCAGCGACACGGGAGGCUUACUCACGACCACGCGCGGUGGUCACCAGGCCGCGCAGUCGUCCAGCAGGAUGAGUGUGGCUCCUUUGUCGAGCUCGGCAGCAGAUGUUGACCCGAAUUAUCUCAGCCCCCAGGAGCGCACUAUGUUGCGCGCCUCGGCACUGACGCCAACGUCCAACGGAGGGAGCACCCCGGGGUGUCCUCUGGGCCCCACACAGUCGCUGCCGAACAUGGUGUCGUCGCGAGGCGGCUCUGACCUGACGUCGACCCCGCCGGGUGGAAAUAAGAUGAACCAGCAAAGCUCCUGCCUUGGAACAUCAAAUGCGACUGGGACGAUUGACCAGCAGCAGGCUUCCUUUUUCAACCCGAGCAAGCAGCCACCACAGAUGCCACCGGUUAUGCUGAGCGGAUCAACUAGUACGUGCGGCACCACAGGUAGCUCUUCCGUGCCUAUCCUGUGCAAAAGUAUCGUACUCGUAGUAAUUGCGCUUAUGCAUGACAAAUUUCUUUCUCAAGGUGAAUCAGCAUUACAAAUUCAAUCUGUAAUGCUGGGCUAAUUUGUAAUGCAAUUUAUACUAGUACGAUACUUUUGCAGUUCAUAGUGCCACACCCGGGACAACUGCAGCGCCGUGACAUGAUGAACGACGCGACGCCGUUCUCCUAUCAAAGAAAAAAAGUUCGUCACGAUCACUAAUGCGCAUUCUUGCAAUACAAAGUUGUUUGUCAUGCGUAAAAAUGCAUCACAGCCAAACUUCAUUAGGGAUUUCCCUAGUGUUUCUGCAAUACAGGGAAAGUUUGUGAUGCUGAGAAAAUUUGUAAUGCAAAACCUGCAAGUUAGUGACUGUGACAAACUUUUUUUUCUCCAUAUCUCCGCAUACGGUGACAGCACCGUCGCGGUUUCGCCGAACGAGCACAACAUGAGCCCGGUAACGGAGACUUCGAGUGUUCGUGGCAGUGGCAGUACCAACAACUCUUCCAGCGCAGUCCCUGCGUUGCCAACUUCCUUGCCGCCAAGCAUCACAACCAGUACUAGCACAAAGCCGCUAGGUGGGAAUGCUGGCGCAGCACCCGGUGAGCAGGUGGUAACCACUUCUAAUGCCCCCGACCCAGUCGCCGGUGGAGCAGAAAUUGUGAACCAACAAACUACCACGACGAGCACCGGGAUUAGCCACUUGAAAGCGCUGCUGGCCGCAAGUGGCCCGCAAGCGCCGCCGAGCAGCACCCGCUUGGAGCACAUCCCUUUGAAGCUGCCCCCGUCACUGUCCACCGGCGGUGGAAAUCUUCCGAGUUCUUCGGCAUUUAAUCUUUCCAGCACAAGUUCUUUUGACUCCUCGCUGAACUCCUUCAGCAGCUUCUGCAGCGCCCAGUUCAACCUGACCACGCAAAGCAUGACGCUCGAACCGAGCAAGCUGCUGGAGCAAGCCAAGUCGCAGCCAUUACUGCCGGGAGUUUUGGACCACGGUUACAACAAGGCCGGAGCCAAAAUUGAUAUCGAAGGAACUGUGCCCGCCACGACAGGGGCGGGCCAGAGUGGUACUACGAUUGUUCCCGGACAAACUUCGAACAAUCCGCUGCAGCCGCUCCCCUUGCCGCCGACGGGCAGCAAUAUUAUGCAGCCGAUGUUGAGUACGGCCUUCUCCGUCGGUAAUGGCUCAACCUCCGGCGCAGCCGGGGCUGCAUCCUCGUCGUCCAUGAUGAGUGCUGGAACCACCUCCUUGCUAAACACCGCUUCCUCCACUGAGUCAACGACCAUGGGAACGAUGAAUCUACCCAACAAUUUCCUCCACGGUGGAAACAUCAAUACGAACAGUUCUUGCAAUAACGUCCUCAAUACCCUCCUCGGAGUUACAGCGACGACGUCAAAUAACGGGCUCAACCAAAACAACCCGGUCACUGGUCCUCUGCAGUCGCAGCAGCCACCGGCGCACUUGCAACCGCCACCAGGCCAGCCUUGGUUGGACGGACGCGUGAGCAAGACGCUCAACGGCCUCCCGCCGCUCGAUUUUGGAAAUUUGUUUUCGCCGCAGCCGGGGCAGCCGAAUAUGGCCGGGAACAUGAACAACAGUGGCGCAGCUGUUCUCAACAACACUGGCUCAAUUUCUGGCGUUGUGCAUAACGGGGCAGCUGCUCCGUUUGUGCCCGCUCCGUUGAACAAUAGUACCAUGAUGAACAACGCGAAUAGCAAUAGCAACACCGGGAAUGGUUCUUCUACAACCAGCUUUAAUAUUCGCCCGCCAAAUGCGAGUCCAACGCAGAAUCAGAACCAGCAGAACGUCAAUCACAAUCCGCCAGCGGUUCCGAUGCCACCACUACCGGGCAGCUCGUCUAACAGCAAUAAUUUCAACUUGAACCAGCAAAAUAACUUGACGCUGAACCUGCACGGCGCUAAUACUUCUAGUACUCCCGCUCCGCCUGUUGGUCCACAAUUCGGCGCCAACAACUUGAACAUGCAGCAAAAUAUUAACCUCAACCAGCAGCCGCAACGCGCAGGAGGACCGCAAUUAGCUACCGGGCCCAGCGCGACGACCUCGCUGAACACCAUGCAAGCGCCACUGCAAUCCGCGACCAUCCCGCCUUUGCCGCUCAACAACAGCGGCGGGAACAAUGUUGGCAAUGGAAAUGGUGCGACAAAUACGACCAUGAUUCCGCAACCCCCACCGCCGCCAAUGCCGCUGACAUCAAACAGUGGACCUGGCGCAGUGGGAGGACCACAGGGUCCUCAGGGAAGCAACACUAUUAACACGACGAUGAUGAACUUGAACACAACUACUUCAACUACAACUAGUCUCCUGGGAAGAAGCUUUAGCUCCUCCACCAACCGCGGCAUCAACACGAUGGCGGCGACGUUUAUUCCCGGCGCUACCGAGCACUUCCAGACCGUACCGGACGCGUCGCCGGUGAACGGCACCAAUGACAUCGACGCUUUUGACGGUAUAAUUCUGUUUGAUUUCUUUGUGUACUAGUAGUUUUUGUUUGCUUGUUAUAGUUAUUCAGCAAGCUAGUACUAUAUCGAGGAAUACUAGUGUUCACCAACCUCUUAUUAACCUACGGGUAAAAAUAAGCAGCACCGGAUGAACCAAAGCCGCCUGGCUGCUAAAUGUCAAUGUGAAAAUCUACUCCCCAACCUCAAAGUCAAACUUCCAUAAAAACAGUGAUGUCCGGCGCUUCCCAUUCCCCGAUGGACCGCGACGUCGAUUUUGAUUUGACGAAAGUGGUGGAAAUGUCCAAGGUUGAAGACAGCAAGCGGAACAAUAACGCCACCGCCACCCCGGCGCGCUUCCAUCUGCACCAGCACGCGGUACCGCCGAGCGCGUCGCCCAACGGGGGCACCAGCGCGACCGCGACGACGACGACGCCAGGAGGUCCGCCGACCUUCUUCCGGUCGGGCACAGGAAUGAGCAGCUCGUCCAGCGGGAGUUCUGGUGCCGCGCCUGCGCCGUUUAUUGGGAAUAAUAGCACGACGACCCUUUCCUCGUCGACCAGUGCUACUGCUACGCCGGCUGGCUCCAAGGGCAGCAGUGCGGUCGUUUCUGCUUUCCAAACACCAGGACACAAGGUGGACUACACGCAGAAGCAACCGGCUAAUAGUUCUGGUAUGAGUAUGACGCCGCCCCCGGCAUUGGGCGCAGUUGGCUCUUCUUCUAGCAGUAGUUGCACCACCAGUCUGGGCGGGAACAACGACUCUAGUAGUACUCAUGUGCCGCAACUACCGGCAACAAUGAAAGGGGCAAACAAUUAUAACUACAAAGGGACCACUGCUACAAGUACGAGCAGCUCCUGCGAUAAUACAGUGUCGCCGGCUGGCAAUGUGAACACGAAUGCUAAAGGCGGUAAUCAAGAACAUGUGGGUCAGAACAACAGCUGGCAGAGCAACCGGUGGGGCCACAAUCGCAAGGGAUCCCGCACCAUGUCAGAGAGCUCUUUGAGCAAGAAGGGCGGCAAGAAGGAUCAGGCUUCAGGAGGUUCCAGUGGAACAAGUAAGCAUAGCACAAGCAAAGGUAGUUCCAACGCCAACGGUAAAGACCAGACAAACUACACUACGGGUGGCAGCAAAGGUAUUGAAAAUGAUGUUCACGUAGUUGUGAAACCUUUUUUUGGCCGUUUUCUUGCAAUCGUUAAUUGAAAAUCGAUACUACUUCGUUGCAUUUGUUUUGUAUUUGAUGUCAGAAAGCGACGAUGCGCGAUGUGCGAUGCUGCAGUGAUAAAACUUCGAGACGCAGCUUGAAACGAACUCGAGCCCAAACCUCCGCACGCCCCCCCUAGUGCAGGAUAAAUGAUGACGAUGUAUUUGACGCUGCCUGUUGAAAAUAAACUUAAACACGAUCUCAAGCUAUCACCAUGACUUUAAGUAUCUACUAAAAAAGGUGGGAACAACAAGGGAGGCUCGUCCGCAUCUGAAGGCCAUCAGCUUCCGCCGCCGCCGGGAAUGGUGAAUUAUUCCGGGUUUAAUGAACAGCAGCAACUGGCCGGAGCAGGUACUUCUACAUCUACAGGCUCUUCUCCACUACUAGCAGUUCGAUGUACAACGGGCACGUGCGUCAUCUUAAAUUUAUUUUGUGAAUGAGAAUGUAUGUAGCAGCUUCUACGCGGAGGUUGGUUUGUAGUAUUCUUUGUUCCCCCGCCACUUUCUUUCCCGAACGAAGUUGUGCGAUGUUGAAAAUUUUGAAAAUCCAAUCACAGGUGGUCAACAACCACCAGCGAACAUGAGUUACAACCAGCCCCCGCCGCCCGUGACUAUGAACAACAGCGGCACCAGCGCGAACAAUAGCAAUACAACCAUGAACAACGCCACUGGCGGCCAGCACCAGCAGCAAAACGCUCCUCUUCGUCACCAGCAGCAGCAGAGCGGGCGGCCCCAGCAGCUCCAGCACGCCAAUAGCACCAUCUCGGAAUACCCAGAAAACCCAAACGCGUUGCCGCACACUGUUUCCUACGAUACCUCGUCCCUCACCAACGGUGGAGGACAAGAACAGGAGCGUCCGUCUUCCUGUAGUCUGCCAUACUUGUCAGCGCAUUCGAGCACCGCACAAACCAGCCCGGCGUCCAUGAUCAACGGGCCGGUGCAGCUUUCCGGCGCAGGUGGUGCGAUGAUGUUCCAACAGGGAGGUGGAACAAAUAACGCACCGGGAAAUACAAAUAGCCAGCAGCCCUUUGGACAGUUGAACAACAACAUGAUGAGGCAAAAUCCCCAACAACAAGCACCUCCACAGAUUCCUAUGGGCAACUCUAAUACCUCGGCCGUCGCGAGUGUCAGUAGCAGUGUCAGCUCCACUUUCGGCGCAUCUACUGCGUUUAACCAUAAUGCCCCGGCGUUUCAGCCGUCGCCGGUGCUGGGGUCUAGUACUUUCGUCCACCAGGCGAUGAAUAACUUGAACGUUGGAGCAGGAGGUGGAAACAACAACAAUGAUUUGAACAACGCAGGACCUCCGACCGGUAGUUCAGGAACAGGCAAUGUCAACGUCAACAUGCUGAACAACCAACAAUUGUCGCAGCCGCAGCAGAACAAUUUUGGGUUCAACAACUUCAACAAUGGAAAUGCUCCGAUGAAUAUGGUCAACGUCAACCACCAGCCGCCGCUAAUGAUGAACAACAAUAAUUCAUCAUCGGCCACAGCAGCUCCAGGCAACAACAUGAUGAUGAACAACAUGAUCGGAACGCAGUCGAACAUGCAGCAAAACAAUAACUUCCUGAAUAACGGAGGUGUUACAACUUCAAACAUGCCUCAGCAACAGAGCAACACGUCGAAUCAGCCGCAGUACAGUGCCCACAACCCGUACGCCAAUCCGCAGAACUAUAAUCCCGCGCUCCAUGGAUUCACCCCUUCCGGAGCCGGGGGUCAGUGCUGCCGCUACUACAAGAAAGUGAACAUGGGCGACACCAAUUCGGCGACCAUUGGCUGCUCUAAGGGAUUUCACUGCAUGUUCGUCCACAACGACCCCGAACCGGGGGAGCUGGAGGGCUACCACAAAGCUCUGGUGGAUCCCAUUGAAACGGUGAAAAACUUGCUCAAAUUGAAUCACGUCGAGAACGGCUUUGAGCGCGUUGCCGCAAUCACGGUACUGCUUUAGCUUUAUUUGCUCGCUCUUGAUGUUAUAGGAAUUUGGUCGUGUCAUAGCUGCUUUAUUUUCAUAAUAUGAUAUCAUCUCUACUUCGCCUUCACAUGAAUACAAUCAACAUUCUGGUAGCCAUGAAGUAGACCACGAUCUCACUGCUCACGGUCAGGUCUUUCUCUUUGUCACUAACACACGCAUGACAGCACCAUUGAAGAGAUAAUAAUCCUUUACAAAAAUUUGUUCAUCAGGUAUACGACAACACUGGUAUUAAGCCAGAUUGGACUCUCGCGGAGCAGCACAAGGGAACCCGUCUCAUCUUUGACUACAGCCGCGACAAAGAACCUAAAAUCCAGACCGAUUUGACGUCCACGAUGAAAAACGUCGGAGGUACCAGCAUGAUGCAGCCGCCUUCCAUGAUGGUUAACAGCGCAUUUCAACAAGGUCCACCUCUCAGUGGCACGACGCCUGGCCGUGUCCAGUUGGGGUCGUCCCAAAAUGUUGCUAACAGCAACAUGAUGAUGCAGCACCCGCAGAAUUCCUCCACCUCUACCCAAGACUUGACCUCCUCCUCCUCCCUGCCCAGCACUAUCCCGAUGAUGGCCUCCCCCCCCUCCCACAUGUCCUCUGCCCCAUCCCCCGCAGACGAGAUGACCUUUUCAAGUUGCCGCUCCACGGCGCUGCCAAACACGGGCUCCAGCGCCUCCGUAAUGGCCGCCGGAGUUGGUGGGGGUAACAACAACAUGAUGACCCACAACAUUUUCCAGAACAUUCAAGUGUCUUCUUCUAGUACUGCAGCAGCAACGUCAGCACAGGGCUCUUCUACUACUGCUGUUAACAUGCCGCCAGCGAUGCCACCAACCAUGCACGAGGCCCGGAACGCGAACGAAAACGUUGUAUAAUUUCGACUUUGAAAUAUUCUCCACUUCUUCUAUAUUUCUCAUACUAGAAGAUCAGCAACAUCACUAGUGGAAGAUGUUAAAGUGUGAGAUGAUGUGUGUGCUGGUGGUAUCGAAUCACGAAGAUGUUGGCCUCUGCAGUUUGUUCCGUGGAAAAUAAACCAAAAACAAAACUACAGAAUUCCGGCCUGGGAUCGAAGAGUAUGGACGCGACAGACGCGGGCCACGGUGGCAUGGGCCAGAAGUGAAGAUAUUUAUCACAUCAUAUUAAGCGACACGGUUAAAAUUUUCAGGAACUUUUUUUGUUGUUGUCAUCAAUCGAUCGAUCGAUCGAUCCCCCUGGAGCUUGUUUUAUUUCGUGAAGAAUAUGAAUUCCUCAUACACCGUCGUGGUGAACUGUUGUUUGCUACGAUUGGAAGAGUGCUGUCUCAAAUUAAACUACAAAAGUGCUGCAGAUGCAGCACAGAAAAGCGGUAUUUUUUUGGAAAAUGGCAAUCAAGCUCUGUAAGUUGGUAGACGAGAUGUUGUUGCACCUGUAACUCAUACAACUUCUACCUUCUAAGAUCUAAUCAUUAACGAUCCUUUACCUUUUUUUGGCUCGAACUUUUACUCCUAUUUUUAAACCAUUUACCCCGCCUACUUUUUUUCAUAUUCAUCUGCCGAUUGAUUCUGCUUCUUCAGCACUGAGAACUAGAACUUAAACUUUUGAAGUAUGUUAAGGAAAUUAUAUCACUGCUGCGGCUGUACGCCGUAGGAGGCGAUAACCGUCCGACCCGGAUGUCCAGGCGUUGUGUGCUGCCUGACGGGCUCAACAUAACGGUAAAAAGGCACGGGAAGAUGGUCAUCGCUCUCGACACCUGGACUUUGUUUUGUUAUGCGAUGAUCUGAUUUCUACUCUCAUAAGCUUUUGCCACUUUAGCUUAUCAUGCUCUACUUACUCUGUUUUUAUCCACCGUUCUUAAAUUCAUCCUUGGUAAAACUGAUUAUUCUGCUUUUUUUUUCGUACAAAAACCAAAUUUGAAGAGUUGAAGAGGAAAACUACGAGCCUGCAUGAAAAUUGUACGUUGUGACUUUGCUACUACAAUGUUGAGGCUCAAACUAUUCUCAGAUUUGGAGGUAGAGGUGCCACGACGGCACUACGACUACCAGUAGAGGUCGUGUCAUUCGUAUAGUUUGACAUGAGAGUCAAUUACUCGUUUUCUGUUUUUAUGACUGUCUAUCUCUAUGAUGUUUUUCCAGAUCAACAUGCUCCUACAAGUAUUACAGUUUGUCUUUUGGUUAUUUAACAAAGGACUCAUAAAAAACAUAACGAAAAAACCCAAAAAACCCAAAAAAAUAUAGCGCUCACUUCUUAGAUAGAUGAGAUUUCUACCUGUAGCACGGUGCAGUUUGGCGUUAUGGUGCAUUGGCAUCAUGGUCCAGUUUGGCAUCGUGGUGCAGCAUCUGGUAGGACAAGCGGUCCUUCGGGACAAGCGGUCCGGCAGCGAUAGUAGACCAGUCCAACAAGAAGAACUCAGCCUUUGAUGUUUCUCGCACGAGCUAAAGCUUUUAGCUAUUUAGCAUGUUCUGGGAGUCUUCGAAUUGAGUUCUACUUCAGUUCGAUGUCUGCAGUUGCUGUAGAAAGACGAUCUGAGCACUUGUUUUUAUUGGACUUCUAGUACCCCGGUUUUUUAUCAUAUCUAACGAUGAAGAAAAGCAAACGAAGCACAACAACAAACGCAU